Molecule: messenger RNA, 883 nt
Organism: Lycium barbarum (goji berry)
Lineage: Eukaryota; Viridiplantae; Streptophyta; Magnoliopsida; Solanales; Solanaceae
Exons: 2
Coding region: 163-669 (168 amino acids)
Source: RefSeq, a predicted model, not a curated record
UCAUUAUCACAAAACCCCCUCCAUUUUCUUACGUAAUAUAACUAUCCAUCCAUACACACACAAAAAAACAUCUCUAUUGUUCCAGAACAUUUAAAAAAUAAAAAUCCUCGUGCUAAUAGUUACUAGUUUAUAUAAUUAACCCAUCCCUUGAGGAGAAAAAAAAUGACAUCUUCACUAUCUUCAAAAAACCGCCGUGCAAGCACCGUGCAUGGUGGUAAAGCGCCACCUAGACUCGCGGUCGCGCAUACAAAUCCGUGUGUUAUUGAUGUUCGGGCUAGAAAUAUGACGACCGCAAUAUGUGCUGGUGAGAAACAGUACAAGUUAGCGAAGUUGUUGAUGAGUGUGAAUAUUCAGAAUAGUUUGGGACCGGUGCAUUUGGUGAUGUCGUCGGAGAACAACGUUGGAGAAUUGAUAAAGGCGGCGAUUGACAUUUACGUGAAGGAGAAGAGGCGGCCAUUGUUGACUAGUAGUGAUCCACUGUGUUACCAGCUUCAUUAUUCUCAAUUUAGUCUCCAGAGUUUAAAGACGGAGGAGAAACUGGUGAAUUUGGGAUGUCGAAGUUUCUUUCUUUGUCCUAAACCAAGCACUUCGUAUUCAUGUGCAGACAAAGCGAAGGCAACACCAAGAUCUCAACCUACCUUAACAAAGAUCAUGGAUAUCGUUCUAUGACUUUCAUUUUCUAAGUACUAUUAGCUUUUUUUUUUUAAAUCAGUCUUUUUUUUAUUUGAAUGUGUCACUUUUCCCAUUAUUGAUGUGCUAGAAUAAUGAUCAUGGGGCUGUUCGGCCGUGAUAUAUUGGUUCAAAUUUAACAACGUUAUUGGCUAUGAGGUCAUUGACUAUGAGUUAAAAAAUUUAGGGAAAAUAUCACUGAAUACCCCUAAAA